Messenger RNA from Linum tenue, 2231 nucleotides. The record is from the annotation of a GenBank genome assembly. NCBI's taxonomy places the organism in Eukaryota, Viridiplantae, Streptophyta, Magnoliopsida, Malpighiales, Linaceae.
AUGCUUAAUUUUCUUCCCCUAUACAAUCGGGCUCGCAUUCGCAUAUUAAUAACGGUUCAACGCUGCCUCGGGAUUUCUCCAAAACGCCUGGCCACAACAAAUCUCACCCUUAUCUUCAACCCCCGACUACAACAAUCCCCCAACACGACCACCGCAAUGCCGGCCGGCGAGCUCUGCCCGACGGCGGUGCCGUUGCAUCCCACUAGCCCUGCCUCCCCCACCGCCGCAGCGUCCGGCGACGAGGCCUGGGUAUGGGCUCAGAUCAAAGCCGAGGCCCGGCGAGACGCCGAAGCCGAGCCAGCUCUCGCCAGCUACCUCUACUCCACUAUCCUCUCCCACUCUUCCCUCGAGCGAUCCCUCGCCUUCCACUUGGGCAACAAGCUCUGCUCUUCCACCCUCCUCUCCACUCUCCUCUACGACCUCUUCCUCAACACCUUCUCCUCCGACCCUUCCCUCUGCGCCGCCGCCGUCGCCGACCUCCGCGCCGCCCGCGUCCGCGACCCCGCCUGCGUCUCCUUCUCCCACUGCCUCCUCAAUUACAAGGGUUUCCUCGCUUGUCAGGCGCAUCGAUUGGCUCACAAGUUGUGGAUGCAAUCCCGGCGGCCGCUGGCUCUAGCGCUGCAGUCCCGGGUCUCCGACGUUUUCGCCGUCGACAUUCACCCGGCGGCGAGGAUCGGGAAGGGGGUUCUGUUCGACCACGCCACGGGGGUGGUCGUGGGCGAGACGGCGGUGAUUGGGAACAACGUGUCGAUCCUGCACCACGUCACGCUCGGUGGAACGGGGAAAGCUUGCGGCGACCGGCACCCGAAGAUCGGCGAUGGCGUGCUGAUAGGCGCCGGGGCGACGAUCCUGGGGAAUGUCAACAUUGGAGAAGGAGCGAAAGUUGGGGCAGGGUCGGUGGUUCUGAUCGACGUCCCUCCGCGGACCACGGCGGUGGGGAACCCUGCCAGGCUCGUCGGAGGGAAGGAGACCCCGUCCAAGCACGAGGAGUGCCCAGGAGAAUCCAUGGAUCAUACGUCAUUCAUUUCGGGCUGGUCGGAUUACAUUAUCUAGGACUUCCCCGCCGGAGUUCCCUUCCUUCUGAGUGAGACUGCAAAGUUUUUGUGAUGCAGGAGUUAUAUAUGGGAAUGGAGAAGAAGGAGAAAGAAGAAACAACGAUAGAGAAUAACUCACAUUGUAGACUUGUUUGAGCUUCUCUUUGUCGGAGACUCGGAACUGUGUGCUAUUGAGCUUCUUGUUGAUUUCCCUGUUGGAAAUGAAAGCAGAAGCUCAUGAUAGAAGCGGGGAAAGGGCUAUAGAGGAUGAAGGAGGGGGAAUCAGGAUGAUGGAGAUUACUCUACAGUUUUGCAGACAGCAGCGUAGAAGUCAGCCGAGCUCAGUUCCUGGGUAUUUUCUGUGAAAUACUUGUCGCAACAUUCUUCAAUGGCAGUAGCUAUAUCUCUGUCCUUGUUAUGCUCACUUCCUGCAAUCCCAGGUAGGUUUGGGUUUAGUUACAGGAUGAGUACAGAAAGUAGACUAGAGGCGAUAAUUAGUUAUUGUGCAGGUGAAGAAUAGUAAGUUUUGAAAACCCAGGUUAGAUUUUUUUCAUUCCUGGAUAUGUUGUAACUUAAAUUGCGUUGAUUGAUGAUCGAUCCCCUUGCAUCAUAAGCAAGGCACUGGCUGUGGCUAGUUAUCUAUAUGUUGUUCCAGGUGUUGGAACCAUAAGCCCAGAAGUAUGGAACAGUUCCUAGAAACAGAAUUGAGACAACAUGGUUUUUGCAGAAUAAGAAAAAGAAACAAAGAAUUUCAAAGGCACAGCUUUUGGUGAUCAUCAGGGGAAAGACAUAAAAAAACAAGGGAGAAGGGGGGAAGAUGUGAGAGCAUACCAGGAGCCAAUUUCAUCAUAGAUUGGCCCAUCUCUUCAAAUGGUGAACCGAGCAGUGGUAAUUCUGGCACAAACAAUGGCUGCUGGUUAUUGAGAAAAGGGCUGCAUGGCAGAGUAUCUAUCUUGUGUUGCCUUGCUUAGGAAGCAAAGCUGCAAACAAACUUUCAGGUAGCUGAUAUUAUCAUUGUCAAGACCAAAAACACCUGUAUCUUGAUACCAUUUCCUUGCAUCGGAUAAGGAGUUGUUAUAUUACUAAGAACCCGAACAACAUAAAGCGAUUUCAUAGAUUUGAAUUUUGUACAGGUCUUUAUCAUUUCCUAUGCUUCAACUAGUUGAGUAGGGGAUAGAUUAUGUGACUCGAAUGCGG